Angiostrongylus costaricensis is the source of this 318-nucleotide messenger RNA. Lineage: Eukaryota; Metazoa; Nematoda; Chromadorea; Rhabditida; Metastrongylidae. The record is from the annotation of a GenBank genome assembly.
AUGUUUCUUUUUUGUGUGUAUCUUUCCGAUGAUGAUGCUGAUGACAAUAAUGACGAUGGUGAUGACGAUGAUGAUGGUGAUUUUGAUGACGAUAAUGACGAUGGUGAUGAUUUUCGUUCACUAGUUGUUGCUUUUCAGUUGGAAGUUAGUCACCAUAUCCCUUCAACACUAACUGUGUCCAGCACGACACUUUUGUUAGUCGAAAUCCAUGAACUCCAUAGGAUACCACGUUUCUUUGAACUCGUGCUCGUACCACAGAAUUUCAUCUGCAUUAUUUACACGAUUAACAACACAUAUGUUGGAGAUGCACGCGUGUAA